Molecule: messenger RNA, 7120 nt
Organism: Triplophysa dalaica
Lineage: Eukaryota; Metazoa; Chordata; Actinopteri; Cypriniformes; Nemacheilidae
Gene: pou2f2a
Product: POU domain, class 2, transcription factor 2
Exons: 16
Coding region: 1078-3159 (693 amino acids)
Biological process (GO): regulation of transcription by RNA polymerase II
Cellular component (GO): nucleus
Molecular function (GO): DNA-binding transcription factor activity, RNA polymerase II-specific; RNA polymerase II cis-regulatory region sequence-specific DNA binding
Source: RefSeq, a predicted model, not a curated record
CAUACCGGGAGGCGGACAGAGCUCGCGAGCUACCGGGGUUCCCAGAUAACGGGACUAUCUUGACGGACGCACACGCACACACAGACGGAUGGUGAUGGGACAGAGCCAUCGGGCUGAAAUAGUCUUAACGGGUACCGUGUUGUUUUCUUUCGUUCAGUUUUGACAUUCCGAACACUCUUGGUUGUUUAUUUAUUUACGUAUUUAUUGAUUUAUCGCGUUUUAAUUAGCGGCUAGCGAGUGAACGCGAAGGGGGAGGGGCGUAUUCAGACGCUGCGUAGCCUGAUAACGUUACGCGGUUAUAGCCUAUUUACACCAAACGAUUAUACUGCAUGUUUUAUGUAUUAAAAUAAUUAAAAAUGAUGCUUGAUAUGCAUGUCAUGUGCGUGAGAUUAACCACACAGUAGGACAGCUAGAAACCAAAUAGAGAAACCAAAUAUCUUGUUAAACAACUGUAAACUGUUGAAAAGCAAACCCUGCCAGCAGCCGCGAGUCCAUUGUGACGAACCGAGUAGUUUUUGUAUUUUGACGCGAACUGGGUUUUGACUCACGAUUUGUUUGCAAAGAAAAACCAAAGUGGUCCAGAUCAGAGCGCGCAAGGCCAUUGUGACGUUUACCGUCCGCACACCUGGUCUCGCGCGGGAUACGCAAAACACCGGAAAAGCGAUGAGCUUCUGCUAUUAAGAAAAGUCGGCUUUGAAUUAAUAACAGCGAGUCGAAUUUGCAUGCUUGUUAACAGCAUUAUAAGCAGAGUAGUUGUUAAAUCUUCAAAAAGAGAUAAAACACACAUUACGUGACCACACACGUAAUCUUUGAGCUUGAAAGAUUCCCGACUAUCCGUCUGUGUGUCAGUCCGAGAUAGAGAAUCUCUGAGCGAGCCGUAAUGACAGAAAUGCACAAUACCAAAAAUGUAAAGAAAGCUCAAGCCAUUUACUUGUUAUAAAUUAUCUAACCAAAAAAGAAAACCACAACCAAAAUAGUCUACUCGACAAAAGCAACCAAAGAAGAAGGGAAGAACAGACUGAAGACAAGUGCCAAAUCAACGAAACCAUAGAAGACAAGCCCAGACGACAGCGGAUCAUGUUUGUUCCCUUGCCGGUGCCGUUAGUUUUUCAGAGAACCGCUCCUGACUUCGGCGCCUGGCGACUCAAGUCUCCGCUGCCGCUGCGUUCCAGUAACUCCGAUAUCAGGAUGUCUAAAGCCGUAGUGGAUGACAAGACAGGAGCUGAGCUUCUAGUGGACAGUACAGACUCUGAGAGGAACAGUCCAGAAGCCAGUGAUCAGACCCAGCCCAUGAAAACAAGCCCUUUCUGUCUUUCUCCUGCCCCCAGCAACACAAAGACUAAAGCAGAGGAAGCUGCUGAGAUGGCCAGUGUUCACGGUCCUCCACCUCCACCAGCUCAGCCGGCUCUACAACACACACAACUCAUGCUGGCAGGGAGUCAGCUUGCAGGACUGGCCGCUCUGCUCCCUGCUCACCAGCAGCUGUUGUUGCAGCAGGCUCAGGCCCAGCUGUUUGCUGCGGCCGUGCAGCAGUCCAACGCAGCGCAUGCCGCCCACGCAGCUGCGGCAGCCAAUCAGGAGCAGCAGACGCAACAGCAGCAGGCCAAUCAGGCAGCCGCACAAGCCCAGAACCAAGCCAAAGCCGAGCAAACUCCUCCUCCACUAGCUCUAUCGCAGCCUAUCCAGCUCACUGCCCAGGACAUCCAGCAGUUGUUGCAGUUACAGCAGUUGGUUCUAAUGCCCGGUCACCAUCUUCAGUCUCCUGCUCAGUUCCUGUUGCCUCAGGCUCAGCAGGGCCAGCAGGGUUUGCUUUCGACACAAAAUCUGAUUUCACUACCUCAGCAAAGCCCAGGGAGUCUGUUGAACCCCCAACCCAGGCUGGGGCUCCAAGCACAGUAUCAUCUUGACGACAGACUGUGGUCAUUGCAGAGGGAGAAGAGCGUGGAGAGCGUUGUGAGCACCGCCCCGUCCUCAGCACCGCCCCUGACCUCCGUUGCUGCGGUGACGCCACAUCCCGAGGAGCCCAGCGAUUUAGAGGAGCUCGAACAGUUUGCUCGAACCUUCAAACAGAGGCGAAUAAAACUGGGUUUCACACAGGGGGAUGUCGGCAUGGCCAUGGGUAAACUGUACGGCAAUGAUUUCAGUCAGACCACCAUCUCGCGCUUCGAGGCUCUCAACCUGAGCUUCAAGAACAUGUGCAAACUCAAACCCCUGUUGGAGAAAUGGCUGGGCGACGCAGAAAACAUGGCGAUAGACAACAUGCUGCCGAGUCCCAGUUCGCUGUCCUCACCUCUGAUGGGCUUUGAAGGGAUGCCUGGGCGACGCAGAAAGAAACGCACCAGCAUCGAGACCAACGUCCGCAUUGCCCUGGAGCGCAACUUUAUCUCGAACCAGAAGCCUACCUCUGAAGAAAUCCUUCUUAUGGCCGAGCAUCUCAGCAUGGAGAAAGAGGUCAUCCGCGUCUGGUUCUGUAACCGACGGCAGAAAGAGAAGCGCAUCAACCCCUCUAGCGCCACGCCUCCGCUGCCCAGCCAGCCCCCUGCACCCACGCACAAAACCCCCUGCUACAGCCCGCACAUGAUGACCAGUCAAGGACUAGUCCAGGCUGCCACCAGCCUCAGCACAACGGCCAUCAGUCCCACAGCAUCCUUGGCCUGCCCUGUCAAUGCCAGUGGACAUGCAGCAAUGAGCUCCGCCCCUUCCUCUGUGACCCCGCCUCCUCUCAGCACAGUCAGCCCCUCUCCACGCAAUCUCAGCAGCCCUGGUCUGAACGUAGGGAACACUAUGAUGGGUGUAAGCACAGGAAUGAACCAGGCUCUCAUCAGCAACAAUACUCUGGCCACAAUGCAAGCCCUAGCUGCCAGUGGUGGUCAGAUUCCCCUUUCUGCUCUUGACGGCAGCAGCCAGAUGUUCCUGGGUGGAGCCGGAGGUCCAGGAGCUGGACUUCGCCAAUCCCUCUUCCUAAACCGCCCCACUUUGCUGCCUCUGGCGACGGGUAUGGGCAUGGGGCUGGUUAGCAACCCCAGGGCUUCUCCGCACCCCGGAGGCAGCGGCGAGAGCCCAGACUCAUGCUCCAUGUCCCCCUGCUCAAGCCCCGCCUCCUUCUGCUCAUUAGGCGACGGUUCGCCGCCCCAUCUGGGCGGAGCUAUGACCGAGUGACGCCUACGACCUGCUGGACUUGAGGGGAGUCAGAGGGGCGGAAGAAACACGAAAAACAAAACUCGCCUUUUCAACCAAAGCCAUCUCUCACUUCCCUCCAUUGCUCUCCUUUGCUCGCUCUCUCAUCAAGUCUUUUAAUGCCAAAAAUACAGUCAGUUGGAGGGAGAAACGAGCAGAAGAGAAUGGGGAUAAGGAGAGAAUAGGACGAUGGGUGGUCUGUUUAAACCAAAAAAAAAAUCUUUACACCGUGGAGAGGUGGCUACACUGAGCUACUGCGAGAAUGUACAUUUAUUCCUUUCUGAAUGGAAAACGACUAACUUACAUGAACUGAUACAAUUGAGGGCAGGGUCAAGAGCCAAAAAAACCUUCAUGGUGGAAUAAGGAAACAACAACAAAGAAAAAAAACGGGUGGCAAAGAAUGGAACAAAGAAAGGACAUCUGACAAGUGUCACUGGAUGGUAGAAGGAGAAACCAAAAAAUAAAUAAACACAGAAGAAGAAGGGAGAGACUCACAAAGACAAAAAAUGACAAAAAUGCCAAAAUUGCCAAAUACCAAAAACCAAAACCAAAAAUCGGAGAGAAAAGCUUUACCUAAGACUUUGAAACCUGACUUGUCCAGGAUCAGAUUAACUCUACACAACACCAAAAACGUCCUUUACAUUUACUUCCCACACACUCCAUAUUAUUUAUGAUGGCCUGUCAAUUUUUUUGUUUUUUCUUUUAAACUGUUUGUAAAUGUCUUUCUCAAUCUACCUCUGCUCAUUCUUUUUCAUUCCAUUAUCACUGACGAUUAAUAUUCUUCAUUAUUUCUCCGUCAACCUCAUGUAAUCCGAUAACAAGAGUUUGGAGGGAGUUUUGAAAUACCUCCCAUAUCUGGAUUUUAACAGCCAUUGCUCAACCCAAAACACACACUUUACACGCACACCCAUACACUGUAACUGUGAGACAGGUCACUGAUUUUCCUCCACCCUUUCUGUCAUUGGCCAUUUCAUUUCUGCAUCCGUUCAGAACUCAUCCAUGCCUCAAACUUUGACUCACUUUCUUGGAUACCAAAGCAUUUGUCUGACCUUUUGCGUCAGCGGAAAAGUGCUCAGACGACGAGACCUCAAACGUGUCGAAACCAAACGACGUACGAUGUUAACAUUAAAAUCCCCUUAGCCCCCAAAACCCCUGCCCUCCAUCUUCUCUGAAGCCCUGUGCCUCUGAAACACAGGAUCAAAAUGACGGACGAGCGAAACCAACGUCAGGCCUGAGGAGCAGAAACUGGGGAAACCACAACCGUGAUGCAGAGGGGAUCCUUUAAUCCGGGACGUGUGAUGUCGCCGUUGUCGCUUUUUUUUCCGACACCAAAAAUGAAACCAAAACCAAUGGACAAGCCAACUUUACUUAGUUGAAUGGAGCAAAAUGAAACCAAAUACUAGGAGCGGACGUAGAGGAGGUGAAGCAAGAUGGAAUCUUGUCAGUCUCAGACUGAGAUCGAUGUGAUGUUGAAGCGAGAAAGCUGGACGUGGCUCGGACUCGGAGAUGGUUCCAUCAUCUCCUCCCUCCUUUCUGUUCGAUGCUUUCAGUCUCCUUCCUGGACGGGAGAAUCUCUAUAAACCUCAUCGAACUGAACUUCAGUAUAUAUAAAUAUAUAUAUAUUGCUUUUUCUCUUGGUCUGUCUGUUUAUGCUGUAUGACCUUGUCUCAUUCCUUUAUAUUUUUGGGAUAAUGGGGUAAUGUAUUGCCUAUUUUCAUAUUUCGUGUGUUUCGUCAUUUUGACUUUGUCGUGCUGGGGAGUUUCCCCUCAUCAGGCGGUUUGAAACAAUACUGUGAAAAUGUAGCUUCCAAGUUUUGCUUCGAUUGAGAAUGUGAUAAGCCAAAAGUGAAAAAUACCAAAAGCGAACCGCGUUUCUUUUGACACACACGAUAAAACCAAAUAUCAACCUAACCAAUGCACAAGGGUGGAGAAAGACAGUCGGACUGUUGUAUUGGUGCUAGGUCUCUUUGAGGGAACAAAGAUUUGUGUGCGAAUGUUACGUGCGUGUGUGUGAAUGUUUGAGCGCGUGACCGCGGAAGCUCAUGUCCAGCAUGGAAACCAAACCGACAAAUGAAGCCAACGUAACAUUCGUUCAGCGUGAAACUGUCUUCGACCGCGUGAUCUUAGACGUACAAAAACACGGGACGAGUGACACCAAUAAGAAAUGUAGUGGGGUGUUGGGGUGGGAUGGGGCUUUCAAAUCAACUGAGAUUCCAGUUGACGUCUCACUUCUAGAGGGAAUGUACCUGUUAGUGCUUUGAUAGAUUUUGUAGGAAAAAAAUCUAUGUUCAACUGCUUAUUAUUGCUAAUGUAAAAAAAAGGCUGUGAUGAAAAAUAGUCCUUAUGAAAUGUUAAUGAUGACUUGAUUUUAGACCAAAAGCUUUAAACUGUCUCUCUUUGAAUUUUUUUCCCUCAAAAAUGUGUAUUUAUUGUGCGAGGGGAGGGUGUGUCGAUGAUUUAUAUGUUACCAGCUCUUCAUCUUAUUUAUUGGCUUAUUUAUGUAUUUAUAAUGCUUUAAUUUAUCGAUUUGAUCUUUUUCAACUUCGUGAAACCAAACUGGGGAAAUGCGGGGUGGUUUGAACCACAAAACAUGGUUAAGACGUGCUAAUAGAGUACAUUUGGUUUAUGUAGCGUAUGAUUUCGUCCACUGCUUCUGACCAAACAGAGAAUCGAAACGAGAUGUUUGAAAACUACCUCUCUCGGUUCUCAAUGUGAGUUAUAGUCGUGCAUAGCCUAGAGAAAACCUAACAGGUUUCGGAAGAAAUGCAACGCCCAACAUUUUCCGCCUCGGGCAAGUCACGGGUCGAUGUUAAACAUGACUCGACGUCCACACUCUUGUUCCAACUCUUUGUUUUAGGUUGUUUGUGUCACGUUUUUACGACGAGUUGGAUGAGGGAAAAAGAGUGAGAGAGAUACGCUUCUGCAUAUACCUCAUGUCUGAUUAGAAAUGCCAAAUAGAUGGGAAAAAAGCUUUAAGAAUUUGAAAAAAGGAGAGCAGAGGAGAUGUUGCUCAGGAGAGGGUCUUAUAAGAGUCUUUUGCGUGAGUAUAAGGGUUCACAGAAUUUCCCCAGAUGAUCUUUUCGAAAUCCACUUCAACUAUCUGACCCACUAGCUCCAUAUUCAGCAACAUUUAUGUGUCCUAUUUUGGAGACAGGUGGCUUUUUUACACACCUUUUAUCCGUUCUAAAAGUUCGCAUCUCUCAUAUUUUUGUAAAUAUCUUGUUGCGUUUGAGUGUGUCUGGCUCUGCUGUAUGAGGGCCCUGAAUGAAACCAAAGUUAAACCUCUACUGUCGGACCUCUUAUUAGACACACUUAAAUGCAUGGACAUUUUUGUAGACAUGCAAGACAAAGUUGUUUGCUAGUUACAUCGGAAAUGUCCCCAAACGUAUCAAAAACAAUAUUGUUGUAGUGCAGUAUGUUCUGUUGGUAUACAUUGUACAACAUUUGCCAUAUCGGGGAUAAACCUACUAUGAUCGUACAGUUUGCCGAAUUUUCUAAUUUAUCAGUAUUGAUCGUACUUGAUCGACAUAGAACUUCAUAUCAAAUCGAUUUGCAUUCUUUCUAUUAUUUCUUUUGAUUUGCCUCCUACCAAUACAGCUUAAAUCCAAAGGUAAAUGAUUAGGUCAGCAAAGAUUUAAAUGCUAAAACCUCAAGAGUUUAAACCAAAGAGUUCCACCGCAACUUUUUACAUGUUGUCAAAUGACAUGCAGAUCUUAUUCCUUUUGUUUUCCAGAAAAAAAUACUGUUCUUUUAGACAUUCGAUGUUGUUGAUGAUGAUGAUGAUUUCAUGAUGACGGUCACUUUUGACUCUGUAACUUUUUCUUCUCUGUCUUUGUGUCUCACUCUUACCUCAGAAGCUCUCCAUGGGAUUCGUAAUCCGCUUUGGAUUUUGAUCUGGAUUCUGUUCAGAACUGUUGAACUGUCUCUUACUCAUCGCUCUCUG